AUGUCCAAAUUGAGCGGCUCAGAGCGAAGUUGUACAUUCGCCUCCGAGGACUGUCCGUGCCCGUUGCGAGAUCGAUGUGAGUCGUCUAAUAGGAUUAUGUGCGCAAAUGGAGGAGUUCCGAAUCCCAGACAGUGUGACGAAUGCCUUUGUCCACAUGGCUACGGCGGCAGAUUUUGCGAGGAAAGGCCAUCUGGCUGCGGUGAAACACUUGAAGCAGCUCCUUAUUGGAAAACCAAGACAUUCACUUUCGAUAAUACCUCUCUGGUUAGCAACCGUGAUUAUACAAUAUGCAAUCACUGGAUAAAGGUCAGUUCUCUUUCAACGCAGAAUAAUACUGAUUUUCCAUUUGAUCCCUCUCAUCUACUUGAGUUGAGAGGAAAAUCGAUGUAUGAAGAUGUGAUUUACCUAAUGCUUUUCUAUCGAGGUGACGCUUCGGUGGAUUGA
Messenger RNA from Cooperia oncophora, 444 nucleotides. The record is from the annotation of a GenBank genome assembly. Lineage: Eukaryota; Metazoa; Nematoda; Chromadorea; Rhabditida; Trichostrongylidae.